ACUUCCCCUAACUAAGCGUCUAAACAGUUGCGCCUAUAUUCUGCAUUUUAGGUCCGUGUUUAACCAGGCGAACACUUGGUGAAGUUUUGAAAAUAUAUUUUCUCAGACAUUUAAGUCGGAAAGACUCCGUUUUUGAAUAAGUCCUCUUACAUAACGUUGUGAAAUUAUUCUUAACAAUGGAUGAUCGGAUGGAUAUAAGCUCCACGACACCAUCGCAUGGUUUUCAGCGUGAAGAAGAAGAAUUUUACCGAGCAGACAAACACAAGAACUCGUUGACGGAUGAAGGAGCCGAUUUCUUGGAAAGAGAGGCAGAUGCUAAUGUUCUAGAGGACGAUGAUAUAUUAGAUCUGGCCGGAGGAGCGAAAGAUGCGCUGGAGAGGCACAGGUCCACACUGCCACGUACCGAAGAACCUCCUCUGUUGGACUUUACAGAUCCAGAACCAUCAUCCACCUCGAAACCAGAACCAGAAGCUGUCAAACCAGCACCGAUCACUGCGUCUGGAGACGCAACAACAAAACCGACGAAAUCAGAGGAAAAAGAUGAGAAAAUAGUUACGCCAUUCAAAUCGAAGUCUUGUUGUUCAUUGGUGGACCUGCUGUAUUGGCGAGAUCUGCAGAGGACGGGGGUGGUGUUUGGAGCCAGUCUGCUUCUGCUGCUGUCCCUCAGCGUGUGCAGUAUCAUCAGCGUGAUCUCUUACGUGGCCCUUGCCCUGCUGUCUGUCACCAUCUCCUUCAGGAUAUACAAAGGCAUUUUACAGGCUGUUCAGAAGUCAGAGGAUGGACACCCCUUCAAGAUGUAUCUGGAUAAAGAUAUCGGGAUCUCUUCGGAGUUGGUUCAGAAGUACAGUGACACGGCUCUGGCGCACAUCAACUGUGUGAUUAAGGAGCUGCGACGACUCUUUCUGGUGGAGGAUCUGGUGGACUCGCUCAAGUUUGCAGUUUUCAUGUGGAUCCUGACUUAUGUUGGUGCCUUGUUCAAUGGUCUGACUCUUCUUAUUAUGGGUCUCAUAGGUACUUUCAGUUGGCCAGUGAUCUAUGAAAAGCAUCAGGCACAAAUUGACCAUUACUAUGGACUGGUGAACAAGCAAAUCAAAGAUGUUAUGGGAAAGAUCCAGGCCAAGAUUCCCGGAGCAAAGCCUAAGACUGAGUGAAGAAAGUUAGCUAGUGUGUUAUUUCCGUGCACGAGAAGUGAUUGUGGAACAAGCGAAGAUGGACAGAAUCGUGUUUGGUUUGGACAAAGGCCUUCGACGAUGCAAUGUAAACUUUACCCCCCCCCCCCCCCCCCCCCACAGUGUUUGAAUUGCUAGCCUAACUGAGAAUGAAAUCUUUUUAAACCUCUUAUCAGUUUCUCUCACAAGCAGAGUCAUCAGUCUUUCACAGUAGAUCUAGUUCUCCAUGUUUGAAGUAAACGCAGCUAUGUAACACCAUUACAGAAUGUAGUCUGAGGAACUGAUAACUGAAAAGCAGGAAUCAAUGAGGUUUUUUCAUUUACUAUUCGGUCAUUUUGAUUAAUUUCAGUAUGAUAAAGGGAGUGAAUUGUUUUGGGUACGAAGUUCCUUCACAGCAAGUCUUUUGUUUUUAGACGUUUUUUUUUUCUUUUCGUUUGUACUUGGCAUGCUAGGACACAGUGGUGUUGUGAUGUAACUGUGUGAAAGUGGAUGCAAUUCAGUUGUGUUAGAGGUGAAGAGGCUUCUAGUCUUCUGUAGCAGAGUUUAAGAGCAGUUUUAUUUCACACUUGUCUUCAAAGGGAUCUGUUACGGCAUGUUGCACCCAUCUAUUCAUUGUUUUUAGCUGUUUAGUUAAACACUUAAAAGCUAGAAUGUAUGCUUUGUUGGCCGAUCACCUUCGUGUCAUGUCAAAAUCAACAACAUGUUUGCAGAAUUUGCCGUCUCCAUCGUAGAUCGAAUACCUGAAACGGCACACGCUCUAAAAACUCGCAAACUUCAAGCACUGUUUCUUCAUGCAGGUCAUUUGUAAAUGAUAAUUCAGUUUUGAUGAAAAUAUGCUGAAGACUGUCUGUGAAAUGCAUUGUGAAAAUAAGCCAAUAAAGUACCAAUAAAGCUUGUAGACAAACUA
This is a messenger RNA of Carassius gibelio (silver crucian carp), 2076 nucleotides long. It is a transcript of the gene rtn4a, whose product is annotated as reticulon 4a. Gene Ontology annotation, cellular component: postsynaptic density; neuron projection. NCBI's taxonomy places the organism in Eukaryota, Metazoa, Chordata, Actinopteri, Cypriniformes, Cyprinidae. The record is from RefSeq and is a predicted model, not a curated record. Gene Ontology annotation, biological process: neuron differentiation; endoplasmic reticulum tubular network formation; brain development. The transcript is spliced from 7 exons. The coding region runs from base 177 to 1151 and encodes 324 amino acids.